Messenger RNA from Paramecium octaurelia, 249 nucleotides. The record is from the annotation of a GenBank genome assembly. Lineage: Eukaryota; Ciliophora; Oligohymenophorea; Peniculida; Parameciidae.
AUGGCAUACGAAUUAAAUUAAAGAAACCUUAGCUCCAUUAAUUCAUAGAAAUAAUAAUAAUCUCAGCUUCCUUUAAGAGAAUCUAUGGAUUUAAUUACUUAAGAAUACUAAAAUCUCAUGGAUAAAUUUACAUAAGAAAUUUUUUAAGCAAAGUAAAUCAAAAAAGAAAAAAAUGAGAAAAGGUCUGAAAAGCUUAAAAAUAUUCCAACCUUCACAAAUCUUUUAUAGAAAACAUAGCUUGAAAGAUGA